AUGAAGUUAGUAAUCCCGUUUUCAUUGAGAUCCAAAGUUUUAGAACUGGCCCAUGAAGGUCAUCCGGGUGAAACGGUCAUGAAACGCAGACUCCGUUCAAAAGUAUGGUGGCCACUUAUCGAUCGAGAUGUUGAAAAUUGCGUGAAAAAAUGCUAUGAUUGCUUACUUGUCUCACGACCUAUAAAUCCAGUUCCAAUGAAAAGACAACAAUUCCCGGAAGGACCUUGGCUUUGCCUUGCCAUGGAUUUGUUAGGACCACUACCGAACCAUGAUUUCGUUUUUGUGGUCAUAGAUUACUAUUCACGAUACCAUGAGUUAAAGUUUAUAAGAAGAAUUACCUCAAGUGUUAUUAUCGAGAUACUGGAAGAAUUAUUCUCAAGACUUGGUUACCCGGAGUCUAUUAAAGCCGACAACGGGCGGCAAUUCGUGAGUCAGGAGUUAAAGGAUUACUGUGGAAACAAUAACAUCAAACUAAUAACUUCUCCACCCUAUUGGCCUCAGGCAAAUGGAGAAGUCGAAAACUUAAAUCGCUCCAUCUUAAAGCGACUUCAGAUUGCCAAUACGAAGGGCUUGGAUUAUAAAAAAGAAAUCCUUAAAUUCAUUCUUAUGUACAACGUUACACCUCACGGUACGACCGGAAAGGCCCCGUCAGAAUUGCUCUUCAAUAGGGUGAUUAGAGAUAAAAUUCCAUCUUUACAUGAUGUUCCUGGGGAUCUUAUGGAUUCGGAAGCGAGGGAUCUAGACUCCAUUAACAAAGAAAAGGGUAAACAACAAGCUGACAAGGUUCGAGGUGCAAAGUCUUGUGACGUUAAUGUUGGGGAUAAAGUGGUGCUUAAAAAUGUCAUUUUUCCCAACAAGCUCACUCCCCAGUUCGGCCCAGAAAUAUACGAGGUAAUUGAGAGGAAGGGCAGUGAUGUUGUUGUUAAGAGCAACGAUUGUACCUACAGAAGAAACGUUAAUCACUUAAAGAAGAUACCAUUCUCGGAUACAGAAGAAAAUUCAGUUCUUAUAGUAGAUUCAGUUGCGUCACCUACAGUUACUCCAUCGGAAUCGGAAUCCACAAACCAAGAUAAUCAUCAAUGUUCUCCGAAGCAAUUACAAAAAUCCUCAAACUUGAAGUUGCGGUUGGAGAAAAAAGGAGGGAUGUGGAGACCUGUCAAUGACAAUGAUGCGUAG
This is a messenger RNA of Episyrphus balteatus (marmalade hoverfly), 1176 nucleotides long. RefSeq lists its product as uncharacterized. Gene Ontology annotation, biological process: DNA integration. The record is from RefSeq and is a predicted model, not a curated record. Lineage: Eukaryota; Metazoa; Arthropoda; Insecta; Diptera; Syrphidae. The transcript has a single exon. Gene Ontology annotation, molecular function: nucleic acid binding. Bases 1 to 1176 code for a protein of 391 amino acids.